GAAUUCAGUGCUUUGCUGUGUUUCAAAGCAUCAAGUCAGUCUAAUUGAUUCACGUCGUUGAAACAGAAAGCCUAACGAAUUUGAAAAUUGUGUAAUCCUUUAUUUUAUGUUAAAUUUCUUGUACAAUAGAUUGUGCUGUAGUUCAUCGUUGUUCAUUGUUUGAAUGCAUAUUCGAACAUGAGGAAACUAUUGUAUUUCGUAAGCAUAGUUUGCUUGGCAAUCGAAGGGCUGAGUUUGUCCUUAGAUCCUGUUGCCUCCAAUGAACUUGAGCAAUAUAUGAAAAAAGAUUUCAUCAUUUCGCUUCGACAUAUACGGCCACGAAGGAAGUUUCGAUUAUCAAUAGAAGCUUUGUUUAUGAUUGACUUUCCAGCUUCAAAAAGUCAAUUUUCAUUUUAUCUGGAUCGCAAGAAAAAACGAGUGACAAUCGACAUAAACACCAAUACCAAAUUAUACUCAAAGUAUUUAGACAUAUCAGGGAUGAAUGAAAGUACAACAAUACGAUCGUUGGCCAUUCUAUUCAGAAAGACCUCGUUGGUUCUGUAUAUCGAUUGUAAGGAGGACACGAAGCUGGACAUGGAGUUCGACAUUUCAAAGCUGUACUUCACUGUAGACGAAUCGAAUGUUAAGUUGUUUAGAGAACGAAAGUAUCCACUGCAUUUGGAUUCUUCGGUUGAAAAUGCUCUUUCUAGAACAAGUUGUCAAAACUUAUUGAAACGGAAGCAAUUCAUAAAAUCAGGAUCAGCGAAUAAGUUACUCAAAAACAAAAAAUCCGUGUACGAGAAAGGUGAAGAUGGCGUUCCUCACGAGAAAAAUAAAAAGCGAGACGUGCGAAAUUGGCAUCGAGGGAACGAAAAAUUCCGCGAUGAACGCUACGGAAUUAGAAGUGCUAACACGAGAGGAGACAUACCAAUUCUUCAUGGAGAUUGCGACGAAAAUUUAUCCAAGUCUCUCAACGAGAUGAUUGUCCUGGUUAGAGAGUUACGCGAAGAAGUUAGACAACAGAGGGAGGAAAUUCAACAUCUACGAAGUUUAAUUGAGAAUUGUGCUGGUUGUCAAAAGGGACCUGGAGCUUUACGCGAAAACUGCCAAAGCAACAACCCUUGCUUUCCUGGUGUACACUGCUACGACACGCAGACUGGAAUUAGGUGUGGGCAUUGCCCACGGGGAUACAUUGGAGAUGGAAUAAGUUGCAAACCUGGAGUAUCUUGUGCGGAUAGACCGUGUUUCUCUGACGUACAGUGCAAUGAUACAACGGAGGGAGCGCAGUGUGGUCCAUGUCCCGAUCGGUAUGAAGGAGAUGGCAGGAUAUGCCGUUUGAACAAAGUUUGCGAUGAAAAAUCUUGCGAUGCAGGGGUACAAUGUACUGUAAUUGAUCAACCACCGUACUAUAAAUGUGGUGCAUGUCCGGUGGGUUUUAAAGGAAAUGGCACUGUUUGUCAAGAUAUAGACGAGUGUGAUUUGAUUGAACCUUGCGACGUAAGGGUUCGUUGUAUUAAUCUGGUUCCAGGAUUCCGAUGUGAGCCUUGCCCUGCUGGAUUUACAGGUCUUCAUAGUGGUGGUUUGUACGCUGCUACAUUUGAGUAUGCCUUACAGAGACAAAAAUGUAGUGAUAUCAAUGAAUGUUCUGAAGGCUCAGCAAGAUGCGGUACCCAUUCAGCUUGCAUUAAUACUGAAGGAUCGUACGAGUGCCAUUGUAAUCGAGGAUAUAUACGAAACUCGACAAAUGGUUGUCUUGCGGUGGAAGGAAUGUGCUUCGAUGGAACUGUAUGCGAUAGAAAUGCCGUCUGCAGACAUGCUGGAAGCAAUACAUACAAUUGUAAAUGUAAAGUUGGCUGGGCUGGCGAUGGCUUCUAUUGUGGUCUCGAUAGAGAUCUGGAUGGUUGGGCUGAUUUGGAUUUAGGCUGUUCCGAUAGCCGAUGUCGUCAAGACAACUGUGUGAAUGUGCCUAAUUCUGGGCAAGAAGACGCUGACAAAGACGGCAUCGGUGAUGCUUGUGACCAAGAUGCCGACAAUGACGGUAUUCUGAAUAGCCCGGAUAAUUGUCCACUAGUGCACAACCCAGAUCAGUUGGAUACCGACAAAGAAGGAGGUGACAAACAAGGCGAUGCAUGUGAUAACUGUCCCACUGUAACAAAUAUUGAGCAACACGAUGUGGAUAGAGACGGCAUCGGUGAUGCAUGUGAUCCCGACAUAGACAAUGAUGGAAUCCUGAAUGAAAGAGAUAACUGCCCAAAAAAAGCAAAUAUAGAUCAACUUGAUAGCGAUGGUGACGGUGUCGGCGAUGUUUGUGAUAAUUGCCCGGAUGUUGUUAAUUUAAAUCAAUUGGAUUCUGACAAUGACUUAAUAGGGGAUGUCUGCGAUAGUGACAUCGAUAGAGAUCACGAUGGAAUUCAGGAUAGUCGGGACAAUUGUCCCAAACUACCCAAUUCAGAUCAACUGGAUACCGACGGUGAUGGCCGUGGCGAUUUGUGUGACCCGGACGCGGAUAAUGAUGGCAUUUUAAAUGCAGAGGAUAACUGUCCAAUUGCCCACAACCCUGAUCAAACUGACGCAAAUAAUGAUGGUAUUGGCGACAUUUGCGAGGAGGACUUCGAUUUGGAUUUAAUUCCAAACUAUUUGGAUAAUUGCCCCAACAAUUCAAAAAUAUUUGCGACGGACUUUAGAACAUAUCAAACUGUUGUUCUAGAUCCGGAAGGGGAUUCACAAAUCGAUCCCAAUUGGGUGAUUUACAACAAGGGAGCGGAGAUCGUACAAACUCAAAAUAGUGAUCCAGGUCUAGCUGUGGGUUACGAUGCUUUUGGAGGAGUAGAUUUCGAAGGAACUUUUUUUAUCGAUACCGAAAUCGACGAUGAUUAUGUAGGAUUCAUUUUCAGUUAUCAAGAUAAUCAUAAGUUCUAUGCUGUUAUGUGGAAAAAAAACAUACAAACGUAUUGGCAAGCAACACCAUUCCGAGCAUCAGCUGAACCUGGUAUUCAGUUGAAGUUAAUUGACAGUAAUACAGGACCAGGUCAGAUGCUCCGCAACAGUUUAUGGCAUACGGGUGAUACUAAAGAUCAGGUAAAACUUUUAUGGAAGGAUCCAAGAAAUGUUGGUUGGAAGGAACGUACAGCUUAUCGUUGGCUAUUACUACAUCGUCCCAAAAUUGGAUUAAUUCGCCUCAGAGUUUUCGAUGGAGAAACAAUGGUUGCCGAUUCAGGAAACAUUUACGAUUCAACUUUGAAGGGUGGCCGCUUAGGGGUGUUCUGUUUUUCACAAGAAAUGAUUAUUUGGUCGGAUUUGGUGUACAGGUGCAAUGAUAAUGUACCAGAGGCAAUAUAUAGAGAACUGCCUCCCCGCUUGCAGAAAGAAAUUCAAAUUGACUAGAAUGUGCAAUAUUUUGAAAAGGUUCUUCAAAGUUGGCAAUCUUAGACAGUUCUUUUCUUGUAAAAAAAGAAUCAAUAAAACCAA
Topomyia yanbarensis is the source of this 3447-nucleotide messenger RNA. RefSeq names its product cartilage oligomeric matrix protein (gene Tsp). Gene Ontology annotation, molecular function: calcium ion binding. The record is from RefSeq and is a predicted model, not a curated record. NCBI's taxonomy places the organism in Eukaryota, Metazoa, Arthropoda, Insecta, Diptera, Culicidae. Gene Ontology annotation, cellular component: extracellular region. Gene Ontology annotation, biological process: cell adhesion. The coding region runs from base 178 to 3363 and encodes 1061 amino acids. The transcript has 18 exons.